Molecule: messenger RNA, 3038 nt
Organism: Vigna umbellata (rice bean)
Lineage: Eukaryota; Viridiplantae; Streptophyta; Magnoliopsida; Fabales; Fabaceae
Source: RefSeq, a predicted model, not a curated record
UACAGUGUAGAAGGAGGAAAAGAGAGACGACUGGGAACAAUGUGCGAGUCAAGGAUGACCCAGCCAACGAUGUUCGAGGCGACGGCGACUGAGCGCGACAGCGACGACGACUGAGUGUGACGGCGAAGACGACUGAGUGUGACGGCGAUGACGACUUAGGCGACAACGAUGGCAACCACGUUGUUGACGGCGAGCGCGAGACACUGCGUGAGAGAGUGUGAAUCGAAAGACUCGAACCCUAAUCUGAUGUGGGAGGAAGAUGAGAGAGGUUGAUGCACGAGAAAAAGGGGUUUAAACACAAGGGAGCCCUAAUCUAGUUCGUCCUCUCCAUAUGACUUCGUUUUGAUUAAAAAAAUUCGUCCAUCGAACUCGCACAAACGCUUCUAAACUCGCAAGCUCAUACGAUUCUGUCGAUUCUGCAACCGAGUCCACUUAUUCCACACUGUGAAGCUUAAUUCAGUUCCUGAUUGUUUGUUUCGAAAUUUCUGAAACUCAUCCGGAUGCAUUCCGUAUUAUAUCGUGCUAUUAUUGUUGGUGAUUCCCGUUGCAUAUGUUAUGCAUAUAGGCAUUUGUGUUCUUCUCUAGGAACUAGAUAUUUUUCUCAUAAAGAACAAUGUGAAGAAGAGCUUAUCAGGUACCUGGCUAUUCUCACUGUGAAACUUGGCAAAGGAAGCAGUGAGGAAGAAGCUCUUCACACCCUCUUGAAUGAUGAAACUUGUGAUGCCAUACCCCUCUCCCAAAACCUUGUUCACCUAUUGCUCCAGCGAUACAGGGAUGAUUGGCAAUCUGCACUGGGUGUAUUUAGAUGGGCUGGUUCACAGUCGAGCUUUAGACAUUCGCCGGAGUCAUACGAUAUGAUGGUCGAUAUAUUGGGUAGAAUGAAGGUUAUGAAAAAGUUGAGGGAUUUGUUAGAUGAAAUGCGUAAGAGUGGUCUGGUCACUAUAAAUACUGUGGCUAAGGUAAUGAGACGGUUUGUUGGGGCAGGGCAGUGGGUAGAUGCAGUUAAGAUAUUUGAUGAUUUGCAAGCUCUUGGGUUGGAGAAGAACAUAGAAUCCAUGAACUUGUUGCUUGAUACCCUGUGCAAAGAGAAAUUUGUGGAGCAAGCUCGUGAAAUUUUCUUGGAGCUGAAGCAGCACAUUGCUCCUAAUGCUCACACCUUCAACAUAUUCAUUCAUGGAUGGUGCAAAAUCUGCCGUGUGGACGAGGCACAUUGGACAAUUGAAGAGAUGAAAGGAUAUGGUUGUCGCCCUUGUGUUAUAAGUUAUUCCACAAUCAUUCGGUGUUACUGUCAAGAAGGGAAUUUCAUCAAGGUGUAUGAGCUUCUUGAUGAAAUGCAGGCUGAAGGGUGCCCUGCUAAUGUGAUAACUUAUACUACUAUCAUGAGUGCACUGGCAAAGGCUGAAAAGUUUGAGGAAGCUUUGAAAGUACCUGAGAGAAUGAGGUCUUCUGGAUGUAGGGCUGAUACACUUUUCUUCAAUUCUUUCUUAUAUACAUUGGGGAGAGCAGGUAGAUUAGAUGAUGCUGCCUAUGUAUUCAACGUGGAAAUGCCCAAGGCUGGUGUUUCUCCAAAUACAUCCACCUAUAAUUCAUUGAUUUCUAUGUUUUGUUAUCAUGCCCAAGAAAAGAGAGCUUUUGAAAUACUGAAGGAGAUGGAAAAUUCAGACUAUUGUAAGCCUGAUGCUCAGACUUACCACCCAUUGAUCAAGUCUUGCUUUAGAACUGGAAAAAUAGAUAGUGUGUUGAAUGAUAUAUUAAAUGACAUGAUUAAUAAAUAUCAUCUCAGUCUUGAUCUUUCAACCUAUACGCUGCUAAUUCACGGGCUUUGUAGAGGAGAUAGAUGCAAUUGGGCGUUCUCUCUGUUUGAGGAGAUGAUUGAUCAAGAUAUAAUUCCUAGAUUCAGAACUUGCCAAUUGCUGUUGGAUGAAGUCAAGCAGAAAAAUAUGUUUCAAGCUGCUGAGAAAAUUGAGGAUCUUAUGAAAAAAUUGUAAAAGCAUGAGCCUCUUAUUUGUGUGCGCACACUGCAUUGUUACACAUUAUUUUAACCAUUUGAUACAAAACCAGGACAAAUAAAGAGAGUGGCAUGAGAUUUUUUUGAAUAGUAAAUCAAUGGCUUGAAUGCUCAGACAUUUCUUAUCUGUUAGCCUUUUAGUUGUUUCCCUGGAUUAAUGUAAGUUUUUGAGAUCCUUGUUCAAUAAAUACUCUCAUUUGGCUUCCUGCAGGCGAAGCUAUUGAAAAAUAUUCAUAUAUAUAUAUAUAUAUAUAUAUAUAUAUACUUAUUGGGUAAAUUUGUCUGAAAAAGUGACCGUAAUAUAGGAUACUCAAGGGUUGAAGCCAUGUGCUUCACAUUUUUUAUAUUAGAAUAUUAUAUGCUGAAAGGAUAUGUGAAAUCAGUAACUCAAAUUUUACUUGAAACCUAUUCAGACAUGGACAGAUAACUAACUCGAAAAGUUCGACAGAACCUAAUUCAUUUUUUUUUUCUAUUUAAAUUUGUAAAAUUGAAUUUGUCUCACAAUUGCAUUUAAUUUUCAAAGGGAAAGUUUCGCAGUCUGUUGGAGUAGAUUCCUUAAGGACGCAGUCAUGGGUUGUUGCCAGCACUGCCAUCCCAGCCGCUGUGAAAUCUGCUGGUCUUGAACUUGGCAACAUUGACCUAUAUGAAAUCAAUGAGGCCUUUGCAUCACAGUAUGUUUAUUGCUGCAAGAAAUUGGGACUUGAUCCCAAAAGGUCAAUGUUAUGGUGGUGCCAUUGCUCUUGGACAUCCUUUGGGGGCGCCACAGGUGCACGAUGUGUUGCAACUUUGUUGAAUGAGAUGAAACGCCGUGGCAGGGAUUGUCGCUAUGGUGUAAUCUCCAUGUGCAUAGGUUCUGGUAUGGGAGCUGCUGCUGUAUUUGAAAGGGGAGACUAUUGAAGAUUUGUGCAAGUUUUUAUGGUUAGAAUAAAUAAAGAUCUUUGUUGUUGAACACUAGUUAAAAUAAAAUAGUGUAAUUGCGUGUUCACUUUUUUUCUAUAAUAAAAAAUAAUAGCAAUUAUAUUAUAAUAAU